AUGAAAAGGUUGUCUUAUUCAAAAGUCAACAAACAAACCGAGGACACAACAGAGGUUCCUGCUGAUUCUAGUAGUACGGGUGAUGGAUUAAAUAUCGAGCAGCCAAAAGAUAAGGAUGAAGUACAUAAGGAGAAGGCUAAGGAUGCUAAGAAGGACAAAGGGAAAGAAAAGGAUAGUGACAGGAAAGUGGAUCAUGAGAAGGAGAAAGGCAAGAGCCUUGACGUGGCAAACUUUGAAAGAUUGUUACAGCGACUUCCUGGUUGUGUAAGCCGUGAUCUUAUUGACCAGUUAACGGUGGACUAUUGUUAUUUGAAUUCCAAGACAAAUAGAAAAAAACUUGUCAAAGCGUUAUUCAAUGUCCCUAGGACAUCUCUGGAGUUGCUAGCAUACUAUUCGCGUAUGGUUGCAACACUAGCAACAUGCAUGAAGGACAUCCCUUCUACUCUUGUGCAGAUGUUGGAGGACGAGUUCGAUGCUCUGGUCCAUAAAAAAGACCAAAUGAAUAUCGAAACAACAAUCCGGAACAUCAGAUUUAUUGGAGAACUCUGCAAGUUUAAAAUCGUGCAUCCUAAUACUGUAUUCAGUUGUUUGAAGGUAUAA
Molecule: messenger RNA, 600 nt
Organism: Microthlaspi erraticum
Lineage: Eukaryota; Viridiplantae; Streptophyta; Magnoliopsida; Brassicales; Brassicaceae
Source: the annotation of a GenBank genome assembly